AUGGCUAGAGAUAUUGAUAAUCAUUUAUUAUUUGAAGUUGCCACUGAAGUAGCUCAUAAAGUUGGAGGUAUUUACUCCGUUUUGAAAUCAAAAGCCCCUGUCACUGUAGCUGAAUAUCGUGAACGUUACACUUUGUUGGGUCCCUUACACUAUGACUCAGCACAAAUUGAAGUUGAAGAAUUGCCAGUUACCGACCCUCAUAUUAAACAAACCCUUGAUUCUAUGUCUUCUAAAGGUAUUAGAUGGCUUUAUGGUAGAUGGUUAAUUGAAGGUGCGCCAAGAGUGUUAUUAUUUGAUAUUUGGUCAGCUGGUCAUUAUUUGAAUGAAUGGAAAGCCGAUUUAUGGAAUGUUGCAGGUAUUCCUACCCCUGACCAUGACCUGGAAACCAAUGAUGCUAUUUUGUUGGGAUAUUUGGUUGCUUGGUUUUUAGGUGAGUUGGUUUACAAUGACCGUGAUCGUGCUGUUAUUUGUCAAUGUCAUGAAUGGUUAGCAGGUAUUGCGUUGCCAUUAUGUAGAAAGAGAAGAAUUGAUGUUACCACCAUUUUCACCACCCAUGCAACAUUAUUGGGAAGAUAUUUGUGUGCUGGUAGUACCGAUUUCUACAACAAUUUAGACAAGUUUGAUGUUGAUGCUGAAGCUGGUAAAAGGGGUAUUUAUCACCGUUACUGUAUUGAAAGGUCUGCUACACAUUCGGCUGAUGUCUUCACCACCGUUUCCGAUAUUACUGCCUAUGAGGCAGAGCAUUUGUUGAAAAGAAAACCAGACGGGGUUUUGCCCAAUGGGUUGAAUGUCGUGAAAUUCCAAGCGGUUCACGAGUUCCAAAAUUUGCAUGCCAUUAAAAAGGCCAAGAUUAACGAAUUUGUCAAAGGACAUUUCUAUGGUAACUACGAUUUUGAUUUAGAUAAUACUUUAUAUUUCUUCAUUGCUGGUAGAUAUGAGUUUAGAAAUAAGGGGUGUGAUUUCUUUAUUGAAUCCUUGGCUAGAUUGAAUCAUAAGUUGAAAGAGGCAGGUUCCAAAACCACAGUUGUGGCUUUCAUUAUUAUGCCAGGAAAAACUCAAUCUUACACCGUUGAGACUUUGAAAGGUCAAGCUGUUGUUAAACAAUUGGAGUCAACCAUUGGAGAAGUACAAAAGAAAGUUGGUGAAAGAUUAUUUGAAUAUUGUGCUAGAUAUCCUAAUGCUGACCAUCAAGGAAACGAUGAAGUGCCAACUAUUGAUGAGUUGAUUAAACCAGCUGACAGAGUUUUGUUGAAAAGACGUAUAUUUGCAUUGAAGAGAGACGGUUUGCCACCAAUCGUCACCCACAACAUGGUUGACGACAGUACUGAUCCAGUCUUGAACCAUAUCAGAAGAGUCCAGUUAUUUAACAAACCAGAGGAUAGAGUAAAGAUUAUUUUCCAUCCAGAAUUCUUGAAUGCUAACAACCCUAUUUUAUCAUUAGAUUACGAUGAAUUUGUUAGAGGGUGCCAUUUGGGUGUGUUCCCGUCCUACUAUGAACCUUGGGGUUACACUCCAGCUGAGUGUACUGUCAUGGGUAUACCUUCUAUCACCACCAAUUUAUCUGGAUUUGGGUGCUACAUGAAUGAUUUGGUUGAAAACCCAACCGAUUAUGGUAUUUACAUUGUUGACAGAAGAAUGAAGUCUGUCGAUGAAUCUAUCAAUCAAUUGACUGAUUACAUGUUUGAUUUCUGUGCGAAAUCCAGAAGACAAAGAAUCAACCAAAGAAAUAGAACUGAGAGAUUGAGUGUUCUUUUGGAUUGGAGAUCAGUUCAUUCGGAAUAUUCCAAGGCUCGUUUGUUGGCACUUAAAAGAGCUUAUCCUGAUUAUGUUGGUGAGAAAGUAGUCGAGUCAAAGAUGAAAAUCACUAGACCAAUGUCAGUUCCCGGUUCUCCAAGAAGUUUGUUACUCACGCCAGGUGAUCUUGGCUCAUUGCAAGACGCUAAUCAAGACAUUAGUUAUUUUGAAUUAGGCGAAGAAGAAUCCUAA
Candida dubliniensis CD36 is the source of this 1986-nucleotide messenger RNA. It is a transcript of the gene GSY1, whose product is annotated as glycogen (starch) synthase. Gene Ontology annotation, biological process: glycogen biosynthetic process. Gene Ontology annotation, molecular function: alpha-1,4-glucan glucosyltransferase (UDP-glucose donor) activity. Gene Ontology annotation, cellular component: cytoplasm. Bases 1 to 1986 code for a protein of 661 amino acids. The record is from RefSeq and is a predicted model, not a curated record. The transcript has a single exon. Lineage: Eukaryota; Fungi; Ascomycota; Pichiomycetes; Serinales; Debaryomycetaceae.